Miniopterus natalensis is the source of this 1657-nucleotide messenger RNA. NCBI's taxonomy places the organism in Eukaryota, Metazoa, Chordata, Mammalia, Chiroptera, Miniopteridae. The record is from RefSeq and is a predicted model, not a curated record.
CAGGUGCUCAGUGAACAUCUGUGUAAUGAACACACAAAUAAAUGAAUCAAUGAAUGGGAGUUGAAGGGAAGGAUCAUGGGUCCAGAGCUAGAGACCUAGCUUCAAAUCCUAGCCCUGCUGCUCAUGACUUAGAGCACUGACAAGGACUACCACCCUUUAUUAAGUAUCACCUGUGUGCUUCUCCGACCUUAGAAUUCCAAGGACUCUCAUGAAGGCAUUGUGAACCCCUUUUCUGGAUGAGGAAAUUGAGGCUCAGAGAAGACAAGUUAAUGGCCCCAACUUCUCCAGAAAUAUUUAGAACCCAAUUUCCAUCACUCCUACCAUGGCAUGUAUUUUUCCUCUGCCCAUGGUCCUGACACUGCUGUCCCCCACAGGUGGCCUGAGUGUGGGUGACUUCCGGAAGGUGCUGAUGAAGACGGGGCUAGUGUUGGUGGUGCUGGGUCACGUGAGCUUCAUCAUAGCAGCUCUACUCCAUGGCACUGUGCUGCGCUAUGUGACUGCCCCCCACGAUGCUGUGGCUCUGCAGUACUGCGUGGCCAACAUCCUCUCUGUCACUUCUGCCAUCGUGGUCAUCACAUCAGGCAUUGCAGCCAUCGUGUUGUCACGCUACCUCCCCAGCAUCCCCUUGCGCUGGGCAGUGUUUAGCUCAAGCAUGGCCUGUGCCCUUCUCUCUCUGACCUGUGCUCUCGGCCUCUUGGCCUCGAUAGCCGUGACCUUUGCCACCCAGGGCCGGGCACUGCUGGCUGCCUGCACUUUUGGGAGCCCUGAACUACUGGCGCUGGCACCCGACUGUCCCUUCGACCCCACACGCAUUUACAGCUCCAGCCUGUGCCUCUGGGGUAUCUCACUCGUGUUCUGUGUGGCAGAGAGCGUGUUUGCUGUGCGAGGGGCCCAGCUCGCCCACCAGCUGCUGGAACUGAGGCCCUGGUGGGGGAAAAGCAGCCACCACAUGCCUCUUGUGUCUCCACAGAUGCAGGAGAGCCCAGAGCCUGUGGAAGGCCAUGACCUGGUGAGCUGCCCCAGCUCUCUGCCGCUGACCCUCUGACAGCUGAUGCUGCACCCAGACCUCAUGGCCACUGUGGCCCUGCAACCAAGUCUGCACUGUGACCAGGCCAGGAUUCCUGGAGACUGCCCAUGAGGGCUCAGUUGUCCACUCUGGGACCUGGGUGAGGAUUUUAAACCCCUCUCCCGGCCACCCAGCCCACUGCACUGAAACGAGACUUUAUUCUGCAGUUAUUAAAAAGAACAGAGAUGCUCCACAGGGAUGCAUGCAGCGGGGGAGGGGCUCGGCCAGGGGGCCUGUGCUUUCCCACGCAGGAUGCAGUGGGGGAGGGGUGAUCUGGGCAUAUCUGCCCAUCUAUCUGUGUGCCUGUGUGUGUGUGUGUGUGUGUGUGUGUGUGUGUGUGUGUGUCUGAGGGAGGUAAAAUACACAGAGGGGUCUGUGGGUCUGAGUUCAUCCAAGUGCUGAAAGGCAGGCAGGAGUUCAUGGGACUCACAACUGGGUGCUGGAAUUGAGAGGUUUUCCUUCUGCGGCAGAGCUGGAGCAGGAAGGGUUGAGGCCCUCCUGCAGGGAACGAUUGAUGGCUCGAGGAAGCUUCUUCCUUAACCCCCGCCCCCAAUCCUUAUCUCCCCUCUAAAUAAAAAGACUGGCUCCACA